UCUGCGAAUGUACUGAAGUGUACGCGUUAUUUUGUGCUAUUCGGUGGUUUCGUAAUUUAAUCUAAAAGUAAUUUCUCCAGAUUAUCAACAUUUCGUUUUACAGACAAUAGCUGCUCUAUAUCUAACGUGAAUUCAUCGCCCCUUUUAAUCAAUUUGAUUUGUGCUACUUAUCAUCAUGAUAAAGGCAUGACUCACUAACCUGACAACUUGAAGCUGAAACAAAGAUGGCGCUUAAACAAGAAAGUGUACCGGCGCUUGCGUCUCCGAUGCUGCACCGCACCGAAUAUAGGGAAGCCGGCCCGCCUCUGGCCACUGAGGACUUCGAAGAGGACGAGUUCCAAGAUGCCGCCGAAGAGCAACUUCAGUAUUCCAUGGAUUUACAAACGGCCUUCGAAGAGUGUGAGGUUGCGAUGAGAAAAUUUUUCAAUAACGACCUAGUGGGAGCGUCGAAUAUAAUGAAACCUUGGUGCCGCACCUCCCUGUACCACAGUCUUGGCAUGUCCAUCUUCGAGUUCAUCCCCGCCAUGUUGACCUUCGAUCACGGGCAGAUCAACCGCGCGUUAGCGGCGCUCAAGGUCUGCAUCUCCAUCUGCAAUCAGCAUCGCAGGAACUUCUCACUCGUCGAGAGCAUUGGCACUAUGAUACGAAAGCCAAACUUUAGCACGUACACAGAUUUAGAGGCGCACGCCGAGCUAUGCUACGCGGAAGCAUUGCUGCUUCAAGCCAUGAUGACUAUCAUGGAGGGGGAGGACCUCACCGGCCUUAUCAAGGGCACCAUCAAAGUCAAGAACUGCUACAAUAGCUAUAAGGACUGCGCCAAGAUUCUUGCGCGCAAACAGUGGGAGAGUGAAACGUCGCGGAUACAUUUCCAUAGCGGCGUGCGCCUGGGUACCGCCACGUUCAACGUGAUGAUAUCGCUGCUGCCUCCCAGGAUCAUCAGUCUGCUGGAGUUCGUCGGCUUUUCAGGAAAUAAGAGCUACGGCCUGACAGAGCUGGUGGCGGGCAUGCGGUCCGCGGGCCUGCGGGCCGUGCUGUGCGAGCUGACGCUGCUCGCGUACCACCUCGUCAUCUGCCACUUCAUCGGCGCGCAAGCCGACCUCGACAUCUGCCAGGAGAUACUGGAUAAGGAGCUCAAGGUGUACCCGGAUGGUGUGUGGUUCCUGCUGUUCAAAGGGCGGCUCGAGCUGAUGCGAGGCAUGUUCAACCCGUCCAUAGUCACAUACAACUUAGCCAUAGACAGCCAGGACAUGUGGCUGCAGUUCCGACAUGUCUGCUACUGGGAGAUCAUGUGGGUUAAUGGGUUAAAAAUGGAUUGGCGGCAAGCUGCAGUGUAUGCCAACAAGCUAAUGGAGGAGAGUUCGUGGUCGCGGACGAUCUACACUUACACCAAGGCGGCGCUGCUGCUGCAACUGGGAGACGACCUGAAGCUCGGGGAGAGGCAGCAGUGCAACGAGCUCAUGAGGAACGCGUCUUACUACAAGCAACGCAUCGCAGGCAAGUCGCUCCCGAUGGAGAAGUUCAUGAUCAAGCGCUGCGCGCGGUACGGCGCGCAGGGCCACCGGCUGGUGCUGCCCGCGCUCGAGCUGCUGUGCCUGUGGAACAUGUUCCCCGUGCUCGCGCGCCACCACCGCGCCGCCCAGGACGUGCUCAAGUUCAUAGAAAGUACCCGCGACCGCCUGGACGCUGGCCCUAAGGAGUGGAUGGCCGGGUACGAGGCCGACAACCGCGCGCUGCUGUGGUACCUGCACGGGUGCUGUCUCUCCGCCAUGGGCCUCCCGCGGCUCGCUCUGGACUCGCUCGACUCAGUCAUGCUGUUGAAGAAUGAAAUCAAAGAGGAUACGUUCCUGCUGCCGUACUCGAUGGCCGAGAUCGCCGUAUGUUACCAUUACUUGGGCGACGAUGAACGCGCCCUGCAAAUACUCACUGACACCAGGAAAAAGUAUUCCGGAUAUUCACUAGAAUCGAGGCUUCAGUUCCGUAUGCACUCAAGAAUGAUCAUGAUAAAGGAAAAAGAACAGAAAAACAAAACGGACACCGUAAAAAAAAUUAUGUCAUAAGUCAUUGAUGACGGUACUUCAAGCAAAGUAUUAACUUUGCUUAGUUAAAAAAUCAAGUGAUUGCCAGUGUUCUUCAUUUAAUAAAAUAAGUGUUCCGUAAACAAAGUUUUCUACGGAACACUAAAAAAUACGAAAGCAUGGUGACGAUAUCAUUACAAGUUCUGCGGAAUCAGGUAGCGUUGUUAGUCGCCGCAGCAAACUGGGGUAUCAAGUCUGUCUUCUUGUAUGACCAUGGGGACAUUAACAAGGGCCUUCUGUACUAUCCCGUACAGUUCACGCACGCUCUAUCCUGGGUCCCUGUGGAAUAACAUUGCGGAUGGUUAUGAGCUUAGCAGGAUGUCAGGAGUUUUAUUAAAAUUAGUCAGCUGUUAUGUUAGACGUUGUCGUUAUAUUUUAUAAACUACUUGCUGUAGACAUAAGCCUUCAUAUUUUAUAAGAGAUGGUACUAGUUGAAAACUAUGUAUAAAGUAUAAAUGUACAGUCAACGGUAAAAAUAUGGGUGUAGACAACUUACUCAAAAAUAUGUCCCAUAGUUCUUAAUUCACUGACAACAUAUUUUUGAAAUGAUUUGUACACCCAUAUUUUUACCGUUGACUGUACCUACUUAUCUAAAUUCUACACGUGUAGUAUAAACAUUUACCUAAUAAUUGUAAAUACUGUUUGGGAUCGUAAUUUUGAGUCGCAGUGUUCUAUUGCAAUUGAUUACUUCGAGCGGACGGACCAGUGCACUAAAUAUAAAUAAUGUCUUUAUGAUUAAAACAUUCCGUGCGAGUGCUAUCUGUUAAGAAAAUAAUGUUAAAAGGGUUCUAACAAAGAGUUAUAGAUUGCAGAAGACAUGUAAAGUCUAACCCCCUUAUUCAUAAAAGUUUACUAAAGUUGACAAGCCGAUAAUAAUCGUUUGUCCCUUUCCGACGUAUUGGUAUGAUGGAAAGGGACAAACAAUUAUUAUCGGCUUGUCAACUUUAGUAAAUGUUUAUGAAUAUGGGAGUAAGAAAACAUGUUGCCCCUAGUUUGAUAUUUAUAAUAGAUGGCGCUGUACUGCAUCUAAUGUGUCAGCCGCACUCAUCUCUGUGACCGUCUACAUCAGCUGUCAAAUUCGAAGCACGACUUUGAGACUUUGCCAUAUUAUAUGUACAAAUUGUACAAUCAAUGAAUCUGUUUCUAAUAAAUAUGAUAGGAAAUUGCUCCAUGGGCAUAUGUACUAUAUAUAUGAAUAUAUAUCGUAUAAACGACUUAGUAGUUUAAAGAAUCAACUUAUAGAAUUAGUGAAAAUAUUAGUACAAAUUGGAAUCAAUAUCAGUAUAGUAUACCUAUAACUUCAACAAUCUAGAAAAACGUAUAACGAGUACCAUGCAGGUAGGUUUAAAACAAGAGCGUUGCGACAUGCAGUACCUCACCCGCGAGAUAGACAAGGUAUAAGUAAUUCAAACAAAAAAGACUGGUAGUUUAUCUCGCAGGCGAGACACUAUCGCGGCGCUCCUGUGCUAAGCCUAUUGGUUUGAUUAAGGAAUAAGAGACUAUAUGUAGUAUAGAAUUUAAAACCCAAUGUUUUCAUUUAUAUUUAGACGAUUAUGAGGCUUGUUCUUGUAAUAUCAAAAAUACCAAAUUCUAUAAUUACAACGCAAUAAAUUAAUAACUGUAACACCAAAUUAUUUGUAACUUUGUGCUAACUUUGUAUGUGUUUAAAUUAUUAUUUACAUAAAUGCCUGUCUGAGCUUAGAUAUUUUUUGGAAGUGUACUUAAAAUGUGCCUUGGCAUUUAAGAUAUGUUUUAAUAACUAAUGAAAAGGGAAGUCCCUGAAUGAAGUUUUUUUAUACGUUAAAGCCCAAAGACAAUUUAGGCCUAAAACUGGUAUUAGAGAAAAAACAGUAAAGACACUAACAACCUUUUUUUCCUAUAACUGUCGAAUGAAAAAGAGGCUACUUCAAGCAUAAAUUCGUGUCAAUAAUUCCCAAAAGGAGCUAUUUAAAUCCAACUAGAAAACAUUUCUAGAUAGAUAAGCUGUUUCUCAUAAAUCUCAUAAUACACACAGAAAAUGACAAAGAAGUAUUAAUUCCACGAUCGCCAGAUUUAGGUCGAAAGACGACUAAACUAUACCUGACUGGCAUACAGAAAAGAUAGGGACGAAUUCUGGUUUGGCUCUCUAUUUACUUUUCCUUGUUUUAAAUACUUAAGUCGUAAGAAUAAAUAUGUAUAUUUUUUUAGGCUGUUGAUAUAUUUUUGCUACUAAUAUAUAUUUAAGGAUCAUCGAAUAGUCAAGUUAAAGUUUCAAUAUUUUUUUAGAAAAUGUAAAUCGCCCUGAUCUUAGGAAAUUGUUAAAACUGUUUUUUUUUCUAAAUAGGUAUAUUGAUUUCUUAAAUACAUACUAACAUUUUUUCACUUAGUCUUAUAACACUUAUCGUUAUCACUUGAUCGAAUUUACCUUUUUUUAACUGCCAGUAAUCCAUUAAAACAAAAAAUUCCUUUUCAGUUGUAGCGCGGGAAUUGCAUUUCUACCAGAAAUCUGUUAUCGUGGUUACUAUUGUUAUUUAUUUAUUAGACUUGCUAAUGUGAUAUAGGAAUAAGAAGAAGUGUUGUUGUUAUAGGCAAAAAGCUGACAUUAAAAAUAAAGUCAUUAUAACAUCCUAAUUAUUAUAGUUGUAUUCUGGCAUGUGUCUGGACUAUAUAAUUUUAUUAUACCUUUAGGUUAUUAAAGAAAUGGGUUAGAUUAGCAGCGAGACUUUGUUAUGGUCAUGCGUACUGUUAUAUUUAUAUUUUCCACUCAUUAUACUUAUAGCAAUCUGGCAAUACUAGACACAUUUAUUUGAAUUGGCAGUUUCUUAAACACGAAUAGAAGAUAUAUAACGGCCCCGUACACAGUGGAGAACGAUGGGCCAUGCCAAACAACUGCCAUGGGCGACUGUGUGAACACCACAGGCCACGUUACGCCGUGGAAGGAAUCGUGAUUCCUUAAGUGUCAUUAAAACCGAUAACUUCAUUGUGCACCACGAUAGACAACUGAUGGCCAGUCGUCCGCCGUUGUAUACCAUUGCCCCCUGUACACAAUGGCGAUGGCUUGUCGUGGACCAUCCUUGACCACUGUGUACUGGGGCCCUGUGUAAGUUUUAAACUAGUCUACAUAACCUUCCAGUAAAACACCACUGAUCUGAUCAACCGUCACAUUGACGUGAUUAUGUUGAAUUUUCAACGUUCACAUCUAAACGUCCCGCGACUCCCGGGAUUGAAGCUUCAACAGGGAUGCCAACUUAGUGGUUUUACCACUAAAUUUAGGGGGAAAUAAACCAGCUAGGGGUUUUUUAGGGGCUAAAUAUUUUUAGUGGUUUUUUAGGGUCUUUUUAGAGUAGAAAAGUGCGGCAAAUUUGAAAAAAUGUAGGCGCAAAGGGAUAUCGUCUCAUAGAAAAAUUGAAUUUCGCGCCGUUUUUUACUGACAAGAUUUUCUUGACCAUCUAUGUAUAACGUUCAUAUGUAUGAUCAUUAAAAUGUCGAACCGGUUGAAAAUCAUAAUAAUGUUCUAAAUUUGGAAAAUCUAUAAUAAUUCCUUUAAUUUUUAUUUAGUGGGUUUUCCAAAAUAAUAGUACAGUUUUAGGGGUUUUUAAGUUGAGCUCAGGGAUAAAAAAGAUUGAAGUUGGCAACCCUGGACUUCAACCAGUCAGAUUUUGCAUUUUUUUUGCCAGCUCUCCCUCACAUUCAAGGACACCCUUUUACUCCUUUUACUUAGUAGGUACCUAUUCUAAGAAUAAAAUUUUACCAUUUUUCUGUUGUGUUAAUAAUACACAUAUAUGUUAAAUUAGUAAAUAAACGCUAUUUAUAUGUUGGGGCAAUCGGUGUGUAUUUAUAACUGAUUAAAAUAAAAUGAUUUAAUGCCUU
This is a messenger RNA of Cydia fagiglandana, 5924 nucleotides long. Its product is annotated as tetratricopeptide repeat protein 39B-like. Lineage: Eukaryota; Metazoa; Arthropoda; Insecta; Lepidoptera; Tortricidae. The coding region runs from base 225 to 2057 and encodes 610 amino acids. The transcript has 16 exons. The record is from RefSeq and is a predicted model, not a curated record. Gene Ontology annotation, molecular function: protein binding.